AAAUAAUCAAAAAAGGAUCAGGAUUACCUCUUGCAUUAUGCAAUCUGCAAUUGAGAAGAUCAAAGAGAAAAGGUCCAGUAUUGCUGUAACAAUAGGUAUUGUUGCCGGGGUGAUUGUUGUCGCUAUCCUUAUUGUUGUUGGUGUUGUCAUAGCGAGGCGGGGCAAAGGACCUGCUGCACCCCUGACCCCACUAGAGAGAGCCAGCAAGGUGCUGAAACGAUAUCCUCUUAUUGAUGGACACAAUGAUUUACCAUGGCAAUUCAGGAAAGUUGGAAACAAUGUCACAAUGUUAGAUUUACGCAAGAAUCUAUCUGGAAUCGUCCAAACAGACAUUCCAAGACUUGAAGCAGGCCACGUUGGAGGACAGUUUUGGGCCUCUUUCAUCAAUUGCCGUAAUCAGUACAAAGAUGCUGUGAGGGGCUUCCUUGAGCAAAUGGAUGUCACUAAACGAUUCAUCGCAACCUACAGUGAUAAAUUCCAGUUUACCACCACUGCUCAGGGGAUCCUGGAUGCCUUCAAUGCAAACAAGGUGGCUAGUCUGAUAGGAGUAGAGGGUGGACAUGGGAUAGACAGCAGCCUUGCGACACUGAGGAUGUUCUAUGACCUUGGGGUCAGAUAUAUAACCUUGACACACUCCUGUAACACUCCCUGGGCUGAUUCAUCUGCUCAAGACUAUAAAUCAUUUGACCCUGCCAGGCCAGGUAUCAAUGCAUUUGGAGAGAAAGUAAUCCAUGAAAUGAACAGACUUGGUAUGUUGGUGGACCUCUCCCAUGUUUCCAAGCAGACCAUGUUACGCGUUCUGAAUGUUACAAAAGCACCAAUCAUAUUCUCUCAUUCCUCAGCUUACGCCCUCUGUCACCACACACGAAAUGUACAGGAUGAUGUAUUGGAAUUAACUAAACAAAAUGGUGGCAUUGUCAUGGUGACUUUUGUUCCAAUUUUCAUCAAUUGCCCACCUAGUAACCAGAGUGUAGCAGUACUAUCACAAGUGUCAGACCAUAUAGACUAUAUCAAAAAUAAGAUAGGAGUAGACUAUGUUGGAAUAGGAGGCGAUUAUGAUGGGGUAUCGAGGCUUCCAGUGGGUUUGGAAGAUGUCUCAAAAUAUCCAGAUUUAUUUGCUGAUCUGAUUGAAAGAAAGAAUUGGAGUGAUGAAGACUUGGAGAAAUUAGCUGGUCGCAAUAUCAUGAGAGUAUUUCGUAAAGUAGAGCAGGUGAGAGAUGACUUGAAACGACAAGGAGUAACCCCCGAUCAGAGCCUCAUUCCCAACUCUGACAUCACAGAUGUAGUCAACACAACAUGUCGCAUUAAGGCUCCUAGACCUUGAAAUGGCAUUAUCUCCUAUGAAAUUGAUGUUUUAAUAGUGAAUAGACAAAUAUAUUGCAUGAGUUUAUAUGGAUGGCUAGUACAGAGACACUCUGGUUGUGUGAUACAAUGCGUGAAUAUAGAAAUAUAUUGCUCAUGUGACAUUUGAUGUUUCUUCACAAAGAUCUUUCAGGAUGAAAAGCAACAUGAAACAGUCAAUUUGACCAAAAGGCGUCAAUUUAAUUUGAAUUAUUGUAGCUAAAUUAAUUGAUGCUAUUUAAUAUUUGCAGGAUUUGCUCAAUUUCAAAUGAUGGCGGCUAUUUAAUUUUGCAGAUU
Messenger RNA from Owenia fusiformis, 1638 nucleotides. Lineage: Eukaryota; Metazoa; Annelida; Polychaeta; Sabellida; Oweniidae. The record is from the annotation of a GenBank genome assembly.